Cladocopium goreaui is the source of this 1419-nucleotide messenger RNA. The record is from the annotation of a GenBank genome assembly. NCBI's taxonomy places the organism in Eukaryota, Dinophyceae, Suessiales, Symbiodiniaceae.
AUGCUUUGGGCCGAACGUUUGCCGUGGCUGCCGUUGCUGGUGACUGUGCAUUGCUUCGCCGAUGAGCAGCUGUGGGAGUUGCAUGCCAAGCUGGUGGAUGCCCAAGAUUAUCCCAAGCUGACUGAGAAAGUGUACCCUUAUUUGAUUACUCCAUCCUUACGGGCGUUCUCAGCGCACUUUUUUCUGGUGCUUCGAGAGCCUCACUUCAAUACCUGCCGCUGGACGAAUGCGAUUCGGAUCACAGAAGAUAUCGUGGAACUCGGUUUUUCGAUUGACAUGCUCCGCACAGUAAAUCGUUGUGGACCGGGAUUCGAUCACCUUUGCAAGUUUUAUGACGAGCCUUUGAUUCGAAGGUCACCCAAGCUCGAUGCUGUUUUCCGAAGCAAGGCACCCAACGGGUAUGUUGGCUUCUUGAUAGGGCGCUACUGGGCAGAAGAAGAACCAUUGUGCCCUCAUCAGCUGCAGAGCGAUGAGGAUCCUUUCAUUGUAAUGCAGCACCCAUUUCGCCGGCUUCACCCUAAGCCCGAUGUUUGGGGCGAAUGGUUGAGCAGGUCUUUGCAAUAUGCUGGGCUUGAUGAAUGGAAUCCAGGAAAUCCAGGGAAUCCGGAUGAGAUUGUCAAAAUGGCUGUGCAAGCCGCACCAGACGUGUGCAUCCAUAGUGUGCAAGAUGCAUGGUCCGCUUUGUGGCCUCAGGCGCCUCCAAAAUCGAUGAUUGUGCUUGGCUGCAGCGAUAUGAAUCAUGAUCCAACUUCCCCGCUGCUGGAGAAAGGAGCCGGUGGCCUGUUUAUUGACGUCAGCUCCAAGCUCAUAGAAAACGCCCAAAGAAAAUGGUCUGCACCGCAUCGCAUGAUUCUGAACAUCAAGGCCCAGCCGCACAACAUCGCUGAGCUUUUGAAAAACUACAGCUCCUAUGUGGAAGACGUGGAGGUCUUGCAGGUUGAUGUGGACACCAUGGAUGGACGUUUGGUAGAGGAAUUGCUUGCCCACACGAAACCUCGUGCGGUUGUCGUAGAGGUCCGAGACUCUUUGCCGUUCCCCUUCCGCUACGCCUGCCUUACCCACGACACGAAGCAUCUGCCUUGGGGAGGCGCCAACUUCGCUUUUUGGCUUCACCUGCUGCGUCGCCAUGGCUUGCACUUGGUGCGGAUGGACUUGCGAGAUGCUGUCUUUGCUCGCACGGAGGCUCCAACGAUCAGGACGUUCUUGGGGGCAAUGGCUUGCUACCUGCGGAAAUUUGUGCUGGUGCCGACGCCCCUUCAAGCCAUGGAGCUAUGGACGCGCAAGACAUUGCGGGAGAUAGACCGAAAGACUGUCCUGCGACACCAUUGGAUCGCUUCACACCCACCUGAUGUCAUUGAGGAGAUAUGGCGGAACAUGACGACAACCAGUCCUGAUGUUCGUUUCCACCUGGACGUUUGA